AUGUCGCGCGCCAAAGUCUCCAUAACGCUGGGCAAAAAAGCAGACGACGUACGCGCACGGCCCUCUCCACGCGCAUUUGCAUUCGAUGCAGACGUGGACACUGAAGCACCCCUGCGUGGCGAUGCGCCUCCGCCAUCCAAGGCUGUGCGUCGCCAGCAAGCGGAAGCGGCGGCGUUGGAUGAGCAUGUGUUUGACUACGACGAUGUGUACGAUAAAAUGAAGGCAGUUGAUCGGCAAAUGAAAGCCGCGUCAAAGGAAGCCGAUAAAGGGCGCAGUCCAAAAUACAUGAGCAACUUUUUUCGCGCUGCAGAGCUGCGUGAGCGCGACCGGCUGCGUGCAGAGUCAAAAAUGAUUCAGCGCGAGCGCGCCGCGGAGGGCGAUCAGUACGCGGACAAGGAGUCGUUUGUAACGAGUGCAUACAAAGAGCAACAAGAAGAGCUUGCACGCGCCGAAAAAGAAGAGCGGAUUGCCGAGGAGCGCGCGCGGCGCAGAAGCAAAGGCGUUGCGUCUUUUCAUCAAGAUAUGCUUAAGGAAGAGAGCGCACGGCGGCAUGCCGCCGUCAUGGCGCUACAGAAUGAAGUUGCUGUGCAUGAGGCGCACGCACCCGAGGAAACGGAUUUGUCGCGCGUGGAGCGGGCCGUGCAGCAAGGGAAAAGCGUCGAGCUCAACGACGAGCACCAGAUUGUGGACCGCCGAGAGUUGCUUGGGAAGGGAUUGAAUAUGAUGAAACGCAAAGCGGACAAUGAUACGGAAACAGCAGCGAAACUUGCGCCGCGCGAAUCUGGCCGUGGAUCUGAUCGCGCGGCCCGUUCGCAGCUGAUGGAAGAGGCACUCCUGGCGAGGCUCGGCUAG
This is a messenger RNA of Malassezia vespertilionis, 852 nucleotides long. RefSeq lists its product as uncharacterized. The record is from RefSeq and is a predicted model, not a curated record. The transcript has a single exon. The coding region runs from base 1 to 852 and encodes 283 amino acids. Gene Ontology annotation, biological process: regulation of alternative mRNA splicing, via spliceosome. NCBI's taxonomy places the organism in Eukaryota, Fungi, Basidiomycota, Malasseziomycetes, Malasseziales, Malasseziaceae.